This is a messenger RNA of Symbiodinium natans, 1467 nucleotides long. The record is from the annotation of a GenBank genome assembly. Lineage: Eukaryota; Dinophyceae; Suessiales; Symbiodiniaceae.
AUGACCGGGCAUGAUCCAGCUGUGAAGAAUGGCUCUGACUCGGAAGGCGAAGGCUUGCCACUGCAGCAGGAGAGAGCUCCUGCGUUGAAAUUGGUAGUCCAGCUCUGCUGCAUUGCUGCAAUUGAAGGUGCAGACAUGGGUUUGCUUCCAGCCGUGACCUAUGCCAUGAGCCGGGACUUGCAGCUUCGCCUGACGCAGCUCUCGAUCUUGAGUUUAUCCCAGGCGGUCUGCGAAGCUUCAGCAGCACCCGUGUGGGGCAUCUUAGCAGACAGACAGGCCUUGCAGCGCAAGAGCUUGCUGAGCUUGGGGGCAUGCUGCCAGGGAAUCUGCACCAUACUGCUGUCGAAUACCGACAGCUUCGAAAGAAUGAGCCUGAUACUCCUGAGAUGUAUCAAUGGCGCAAUGCUGGCGAGCUUGAAGCCCUUGUGCCUGGGAAUAGUGGCCGAUACGACCCCUGAGUCCUCACGCGGCAAGAUCUAUGGCUAUCUUCAGUUCUGCGUCACCCUCGGGGUCAUGGCAGCAGCAAGCAUAGCAACUCCGAUGUCCAGCAUUCAAGUGUUGGGACUUCAAGGCUGGCGCAUGGCCUUCAUUCUUUUCGGUUGCUUCGCCAUACUCGCGGGCUUCGGGAUCCAUGUUUGCAUGCCAGAAGUGAGCCGACCCUCACCAGCCCAUGGAAAGCAUGGCUGUGCACUCCUGGUGGAGCUACGAAAGCUGGGGAGUUUCUGCGCAAAGCCGACCUUCAUAUGCCUGGUUGCACAAGGCCUGUUUGGCUCAAUCCCAUGGAAUGCUUUCACCUACUCGACUUUCUAUUUUCAAGUCAAUGGGCUGACCAACGUGGCGGCAGCUGCGCUCACCACCCUGUUCCAACUCUCCUGCGCCUUUGGGCACGUGAUCGGGGGAGUCGUCGGGGACGCGAUGGCCCGGCGCUGCCAGCUUCACGGCCGCCCCUUUACGGCAAACAUCUCGGUCUCCUCCGGAAUUCCGUGUGCGUUUUUGAUUUACACCGCCCCACACCAGAGCUUUAGCUAUUAUGCAACGUUUUUGGUCAUCAUGGGCCUUGCUUCUACUUGGUGCGGUGUUGGGGUGAACUGGCCAAUUCUAUCUGAGAUUGUGGAUGCUGAGUCGCGAAGCGGAAUCAUGGCUUGGGAGAGCGCGUUAGAAGGGGCGGUUGCUGCCUGCUUGGGCAACGCCGCUGUUGGAUUCCUCGCGCAAAACCUCUUUGGUUUCAACUUGGAAGAUGCGAAGGCUGAAGGCGCCAGUGGAGAGCACAAUGCUGAAGCCUUGGGCAAAGCAUUGGCCUUGACCGUUGUCCUUCCAUGGUCCAUUUGCUUUGUGUUUUACAUCUUCCUGCACUGGGCUUUCCCUUAUGACCGCAAGCGCAUGGAAGAGAGUCGUUCUUGCCGCAAGAUACGCAGCCCAACUCCUUUGAAGCUAGGAGUUGCUGCAGAGACCGUGGAGUCUCCUUGA